Molecule: messenger RNA, 2243 nt
Organism: Acomys russatus (golden spiny mouse)
Lineage: Eukaryota; Metazoa; Chordata; Mammalia; Rodentia; Muridae
Product: cytochrome P450 26B1
Exons: 6
Coding region: 636-2174 (512 amino acids)
Biological process (GO): sterol metabolic process
Molecular function (GO): iron ion binding; heme binding; oxidoreductase activity, acting on paired donors, with incorporation or reduction of molecular oxygen
Source: RefSeq, a predicted model, not a curated record
CGCUCGGGCCAACGCGCCCGCCUCUCCCUCCUCCCGGUGCCGUGGCCGCUCCAGCCUCUGCACUCGCCUCAUCUGGGGAGCCUUCUCCCAAGCCCCUAAAGUUUCUGGGUUCGUUGGAAUUUUUGGAUUCUGAUUUUUUUCUUCUUCUUAUGCACCUAGGAAUUUUGAAGAAAUACUUUUGAUAAAUUGACCUCACUUUCCGCUAGCUCUCGGGUCCCCUUCUUUUUGCCCCCCUCGCCUUGAGCAGGGAAGAGGCUUCCGAGAGACUCCUGGUGGAUAAAGUUUUCCAAAGUUUUUCCGAGUGUGAUGGUUGCGGGGAGAGCAAGCUCACCACUUUGACUCGGCUCCAUCUCACCUCCCCAGAGCAGCCCUAAGCCCGCAUAAAGGGACAAACAAACAAACAAACAAAGUUACACCUCGAGUUGCCUCGUGUCUCCUCUAUUCUUCCAGGCAGUCUUUUUCCUCCCUCUCCUCGAUCAUCUCGCAGCCUCCAACCUUCCCUCAGCCCCAUCUCCUAGGUUUCGCCAGGGGUGCCAGGACCCCGGCCGCAGCCUCCCCUCCCCCGUCACUCUGGUCCAGCCCUCCCCUCCCCCGUCGCGGCCAGCACAGCCAAUCCCCCCCCAGCGGCCGCCAACAUGCUCUUUGAGGGCUUGGAGCUAGUGUCGGCGCUGGCCACCCUCGCCGCGUGCCUGGUGUCCGUGACGCUGCUGCUGGCGGUGUCGCAGCAGCUGUGGCAGCUGCGCUGGGCUGCUACCCGCGACAAGAGCUGCAAGCUGCCCAUCCCCAAGGGCUCCAUGGGAUUCCCGCUCAUCGGAGAGACCGGCCACUGGUUGCUACAGGGUUCUGGCUUCCAGUCGUCGCGCCGGGAGAAGUAUGGCAACGUUUUCAAGACACACUUGCUGGGACGGCCGCUGAUCCGAGUGACCGGUGCGGAGAAUGUGCGCAAGAUCCUACUGGGCGAACACCAGCUAGUGAGCACCGAGUGGCCGCGGAGCGCACGCGUACUGUUGGGCCCCAACACGGUGGCCAAUUCCAUUGGCGACAUCCACCGCAAUAAGCGCAAGGUCUUCUCAAAGAUCUUCAGCCAUGAGGCGCUAGAGAGCUACCUGCCCAAGAUCCAACUGGUGAUCCAGGACACACUUCGAGCCUGGAGCAGCCAGCCCGAGGCCAUCAAUGUGUACCAGGAGGCCCAGCGGCUUACCUUCCGGAUGGCUGUGCGUGUGCUGCUAGGCUUCAGCAUCCCUGAGGAGGACCUGGGCCAUCUCUUUGAAGUGUACCAGCAGUUUGUGGAGAAUGUCUUCUCUCUGCCUGUGGACCUGCCCUUCAGUGGCUACCGGAGGGGCAUUCAAGCUCGGCAAAUCCUUCAGAAGGCCCUGGAGAAGGCUAUCCGUGAGAAGCUGCAGUGCACCCAGGGCAAAGACUACUCGGAUGCCCUGGACAUUCUCAUUGAGAGCAGCAAGGAACACGGCAAGGAGAUGACCAUGCAGGAGCUGAAGGAUGGUACCCUGGAGCUGAUCUUUGCAGCCUAUGCCACCACGGCCAGCGCCAGCACAUCCUUGAUCAUGCAGCUGCUAAAGCACCCGGCUGUGUUGGAGAAACUGCGGGAGGAGCUGCGGGUCCAGGGCCUGCUGCACGGUGGUGGCUGCCCCUGUGAGGGCACCCUGCGCCUGGACACACUCAGUGGCCUGCGCUACCUGGACUGCGUCAUCAAGGAGGUCAUGAGGCUCUUCACGCCCAUCUCGGGUGGCUACCGCACUGUGCUGCAGACCUUCGAACUGGAUGGUUUUCAGAUCCCCAAGGGCUGGAGUGUCAUGUAUAGCAUCCGGGACACUCACGACACAGCGCCCGUGUUCAAGGAUGUGAACGUGUUUGACCCUGACCGCUUCAGCCAGGCACGCAGUGAGGACAAGGAUGGCCGCUUCCAUUACCUCCCGUUUGGCGGUGGCGUGCGGACCUGCCUGGGCAAGCACUUGGCUAAACUGUUCCUGAAGGUGCUGGCUGUGGAGCUGGCCAGUACCAGCCGCUUCGAGCUGGCCACCCGGACCUUCCCUCGAAUCACUCUGGUCCCUGUCCUACACCCCGUGGAUGGCCUCAGUGUCAAGUUCUUUGGUCUGGACUCCAAUCAGAAUGAGAUUCUGCCUGAGACAGAGGCCAUGCUGAGUGCUACGGUGUAGGUGUAGCCUCACUCUGGUCUCAGCCCAGCCCUGCAGAGGGAUGGGGAACAGAUAGAAACCUGUGGGGUG